AUAUUUUUUAUUCAAGCCUAAAGAAAAUAUUUUUAAACGUUAUUCCACGCCAUGCCGCAUGAGACUGACGUAAACGGAAGUACGGGGGCGUGUCUAAGGUUGAGCACAUUGUUCAACUGCGUUUCUUCACGAUGUUAUGAAUGAAUGAAGAUUUAAGGAGGUUUUAAAGAGUAUCUUACAGUCGCACAUGUUGUCACAUAACUGAGGCAAGUGCUAGAAAAUCUUGGGUGCACAAUACGGAAUAACGUAGCUCACCAGCUCCAACAAACUUAAGGAAAAAAUGGCUGGAAUUCUUUUUGAGGAUAUCUUUGAUGUGAAAGACAUCGAUCCAGAUGGCAAGAAGUUCGACAGAGUGUCUCGCCUACAUUGUGAAAGUGAAUCCUUUAAGAUGGACCUCAUUUUAGACGUAAACAUUCAAAUCUACCCUGUGGAUCUCGGUGACAAGUUCAGAUUGGUCAUUGCCAGCACUUUAUACGAAGAUGGAACACCGGAUGACGGGGAGUACAAUCCUCAGGAUGACAGACCGUCCAGGGCAGACCAGUUUGACUACGUGAUGUACGGGAAAGUUUAUAAGAUUGAGGGCGAUGAGACAUCGACAGAAGCAGCCACACGCCUCUCUGCCUACGUCUCGUACGGCGGUCUCCUCAUGAGACUGCAGGGAGACGCCAACAACCUCCACGGUUUCGAGGUGGACUCCCGGGUGUAUCUCCUCAUGAAGAAACUGGCCUUCUAAAUCCCAUUCUUCCCCCGUUACAGUCAACAUUGGUACAAUUACGCAUUUCGAAAGGGCUUACAAGAAUCAUGUAACAUGGACUAUUUUUAUAAUUUGAAAAGAAAAAAAAGAGCUGUACUAAUUUUACUGUGACACUUAGAAACUUCAGAAAGUCUGCUGAUAAUCUGUAAAUAUACUUUUUUUUU
Messenger RNA from Nerophis ophidion (straightnose pipefish), 918 nucleotides. It is a transcript of the gene polr2h, whose product is annotated as RNA polymerase II, I and III subunit H. Gene Ontology annotation, molecular function: DNA-directed RNA polymerase activity. Gene Ontology annotation, biological process: DNA-templated transcription. Lineage: Eukaryota; Metazoa; Chordata; Actinopteri; Syngnathiformes; Syngnathidae. Gene Ontology annotation, cellular component: RNA polymerase I complex; RNA polymerase II, core complex; RNA polymerase III complex. The record is from RefSeq and is a predicted model, not a curated record. The transcript is spliced from 6 exons. The coding region runs from base 281 to 733 and encodes 150 amino acids.